AUGACAAUACCAACAUUCAUUGUAAGUGAUAAUUUCCCACAUCAUCAAUUAAAUACACUUUAUAAACAAGAAUAUGGUGAAGUACGAUUUGUAUGUGAUUUAAUUGAUACGGCUUGGUGGAAACGACCAACGUUAAUAGCCACACGUAAUGGUGAUAUAUUACCGAAGUUCAAUAAACGAAUGUUAUUAGAAAAACGAGAUGGUUCAUCUAUUCUUAUAAUUAGACGAUUGCAAUCAAAUGAUACGGGAAUAUAUGAAUGUGAAACAAUGGGUGCAAUAAAACAAUAUAAUCUAACUGUUACAGGUAACUUAUGA
Molecule: messenger RNA, 315 nt
Organism: Didymodactylos carnosus
Lineage: Eukaryota; Metazoa; Rotifera; Eurotatoria; Philodinida; Philodinidae
Source: the annotation of a GenBank genome assembly